Daphnia magna is the source of this 1983-nucleotide messenger RNA. Its product is annotated as glycoprotein-N-acetylgalactosamine 3-beta-galactosyltransferase 1-like. Gene Ontology annotation, cellular component: membrane. Gene Ontology annotation, molecular function: N-acetylgalactosaminide beta-1,3-galactosyltransferase activity. NCBI's taxonomy places the organism in Eukaryota, Metazoa, Arthropoda, Branchiopoda, Diplostraca, Daphniidae. The record is from RefSeq and is a predicted model, not a curated record.
CACAAAAAAGGGGGAUUUAGUGUAAGUAUGCUCUUGGUUAAUGCCCGGAACGAUAAUUUUUUCGAUAUUGUAAGUAGUUAACAUGCACCAUCGGUUUUUCCGGGUAGUACACAUUUUUUAUUUUCCACUUUUUCUAUUUCCGAGUUGCAACAAGGUGAAGCAACUCCCGUCGUAUGCGAACCUCGCCGUCAACAACAGAAUCGUGUUUAGUGCCUACCAGUCUCAGCUGUGAAGAUCACGUACGUACUCUUUUUACCAGUUCGGACGAAGCUGUUCUUGGAAAAGUGUUUAUCACUGGAAGAGUCGACAAUGCGGUGCCUUUCUCGUCGAAAUGUAACGCUCACCAUUAGUAUCGUCUUUGGUUGCUGUAUCAUCUUUUUGAUGAACCAAUCAAUCCAUCAACUUCUCACUGGCAAUAACGUUGUCGUACCGCAUGUUGUUCACGAAACGUCCAGCAAGAUUCCCAAAGCCCACAGCAACAGAGUCAAUAUCGCGCAAGUUGAUGAAAAGACAGAUCUCUACGGAAAGGUGCGCGUUCUUUGCUGGAUCCUAACGUCACCGGAUAAUCACAAGACAAAAGCACUGGCAGUGAAAGAAACCUGGGAGCGCUGCAAUGUUCUACUGUUUAUGAGCUCCGCAGUAGAUCCAAUUUUGCCAUCUGUACAGCUGCCAGUGCGGGAAGGCCGUAAUCAAUUGUGGGGCAAAACGAGGGAGGCAUUUCGCCAUAUAUGGAACCACUAUCGCGAUGAGGCAGAUUGGUUUCUUAAAGCUGACGAUGACACGUACGUAAUUGUUGAGAACUUGCGUUACUUUUUGACACCCUACAACACAUCGAAAGCAUUGUGGUUCGGCCACAAAUAUAAAUCAAUUGUUGAGACUGGAUAUUUCAGUGGCGGGGCUGGAUAUGUAUUGAGUAAGGAAGCUACAAGGAGAUUCGUGGAGGAAGGUUACUUUAAUGCGUUGGCUUGCCGACAUGAUCACGAAGGCGCAGAAGAUGCAGAAAUGGGAAAGUGUAUGCAAAACCUGAAUGUUUCGGCCAUGGACACGCGCGACUCUAAGGGAAGAGGAAGGUUCUUUCCUUUUGUUCCAGAGCAACAUUAUUUCGCCGGUAAAAUUACGCCAAGUUAUUGGUACUGGAAUAACAUCUACUACGCCCCCACUCAAGGACGCGAAUGCUGCUCGGAUAGCGCCAUUUCCUUUCAUUAUGUCAAUCCCCAACAGAUGUACGUAUACGAUUAUUUCCUUUAUCAGCUUCGGCCUUUUGGAAUGAAAGCCGAUCAACGACCUUCUACUCCAGAGCCACCCCCGGAUUUAAAUCUCACUGCCUUCCCCUGGUUCGCUCCGAGAGAGGAAACCACUACCACUACGUUAAGCACAACUAAUACAACAUUGACCGAUAUCAAUGUUUCUAACGUAACAAAUGUUCCGAGUGUAUCAAAUUUUACAGAAGCAACUAGUAACAAGACAGGGAUGGUUAAUAAAUGGAAGGCUGUUUUCGGCUAAAAAAUGGUUUUUGUUUCUACAACUGGCGCGAUUCAAAAACACUGCCUUCCCCUGAUUCGCUCCGAGAGAGGAAACCACACAAAACGCUGUGUUAACUUUCGACUUUCGUUACUCGAAAAAGAUGCAAGAUAUAUCUUUUACUUUGCACCUUUAACUUGAGCGCCAAACGUUAUCAUCGGUCGUAUGAGAAUAUGACCAACUCCGGGCUUCUAAUAAGAAAGAAAAUCGAAUGAAUAAAUACACUCCGUCCUCCAGUCACCCAAAAAGUAAGUAUAGAAGAAUACGACGAGACCAUUGAAAUGCAAGCUUACGAGGUUUCUGCCUUUAAAAAAGGGAUUGUUAAUCAUCAUCCUGUACACAAUAUUGGUAUUAGUCCAGCAAUUUUUCCCUAUCACAUUUAUCAGUUUGAUACGUGCUGGAUAAUAACCCUUUCACUCUUUACCCAGUACUAAAUAAAAUUAUACAUCAUUCUGGAUACGU